Aspergillus sclerotioniger CBS 115572 is the source of this 1023-nucleotide messenger RNA. RefSeq lists its product as uncharacterized. The record is from RefSeq and is a predicted model, not a curated record. NCBI's taxonomy places the organism in Eukaryota, Fungi, Ascomycota, Eurotiomycetes, Eurotiales, Aspergillaceae. The coding region runs from base 1 to 1023 and encodes 340 amino acids. The transcript has a single exon.
AUGGAGAAACCAACCCGACCGUGGGAUCCCAACGCUCCCUCUCUCCUCUGGGCUCACGAAAUCCGGCGUGAGAAUAUUCAACUCGUCAACCAGCUCGACAACACUCGAGCUGAUCUUGCUACUGCCACUGACACCAUAGAUGGUCUGAAACAAAAGAUCGACGAGCUAACUCAGCGACUUCAUGAUGAGAAUAACGUCAUCCACAAUAGCUUGCAACAACUUGAAGCCCGAUUUGACACUAUGUUAGGAAGUAUGCGAGAGCGGAUCGAAUGUCUUGAAUCCGAGAAUCGUCGACUAAGGACUAGACUUGAUAUCACUGAACAGGAAUGCUCGAAACAGGCCCGCGAACAAUAUCGCAUGGAGGAGGAUAUUCGUACGAGGAUCCUUGAUGAGGUGCGAACUUCGUUGGAGAGAAUACCAGGGGUGUUGAAGAUGCAUGUGCCGAGGGCUGGACAGACUAGUCCUGGGUCUGAUGUCCUUGUUCCAGACUCGAUGCCCAUGGAUUCUGCGCCUGUUGCUAAUCCAGAUGUCCUGCGGACGCUGUCUGAUACUACGUGGGGGUCUUAUACACAGGUAGAGGCGAGUUUGGCUAGUGUUGUGAAUAAGGGAUACACUGAGGAAUUGAGUCUGGAUCUAGACACUGUUAUGAAGCAGGGUGGGAGAUCUCUCGCUGAGUACUUGUCCGCUGCGGAGGGAAUGACCCCGAGGUUGCAUUUACAGAACGCUGAGGAGGAGAUACUUGGAGCAUUUGUGCGAGGACUUGAUGACUUGGACGUGCAGAUCCUAAUCGAGAAAGAGAUGAGCCGGGUUGGAUGGACGUGGAGUGCAAUGAGGGCCAUCUUGCAGGCAGCGAUCCGGGUUAGAGAAGCACCUAUCAAGGUGGACAAGACAGCCGAUCGAGGGGUCAAACAGAACAAUGUCGACCAUGUCAAGAGCAAGCAGCGAAAGACGAGGAGGUUCAUACCCAUCGUACCAGCUGAUGAAGAAGAUGAUCUCUUUGUAAUGGAGAUGUUUCGACAUUAA